CUUCCUCCAGAACCACCAGCACUUCAUUCAGAACUACCAACACUUCCUCCAGAACCACCAGCACUUCAUUCAGAACCACCAUCUCUUCCUCCAGAACCACCAUCUCUUCCUCCAGAACUAUCAGCACUUCAUUCAGAACCACCAUCUCUUCCUCCAGAACUAUCAGCACUUCAUUCAGAACCACCAGCUCUUCCUCCAGAACUAUCAGCACUUCAUUCAGAACCACCAGCUCUUCCUCCAGAACUAUCAGCACUUCAUUCAGAACCACCAGCUCUUCCUCCCGAACCACCAGCACUUCAUUCAGAACCACCAACACUUCCUCCAGAACCACCAGCACUUCAUUCAGAACCACCAGCUCUUCCUCCAGAACCACCAGCACUUCAUUAAUAACCACCAUCUCUUCCUCCAGAACCACCAGCACUUCAUUCAGAAUCACCAUCUCUUCCUCCAGAACCACCAGCACUUCAGUCAGAACCACCACCUCUUCCUCCAGAACCACCAGCACUUCAUUCAGAACCACCAGCUCUUCCUCCAGAACCACCACACUUCAUUCAGAACCACCAGCUCUUCCUCCAGAACCACCAGCACUUUAGUCAGAACCACCAGCUCUUCCUCCAGAACCACCAGCACUUCAUUCAGAACCACCAGCUCUUCCUCCAGAACCACCAGCACUUCAUUCAGAACCACCAGCUCUUCCUCCAGAACCACCAGCACUUCAUUCAGAACCACCAGCUCUUCCUCCAGAACCACCAGCACUUCAGUCAGAACCAUCAGGAUCAUUAG
Eleginops maclovinus (Patagonian blennie) is the source of this 783-nucleotide messenger RNA. RefSeq lists its product as uncharacterized. The record is from RefSeq and is a predicted model, not a curated record. The transcript has 2 exons. Lineage: Eukaryota; Metazoa; Chordata; Actinopteri; Perciformes; Eleginopidae. The annotation marks the transcript as partial.